AUGGGUGAUCAUAAUGAAGAAGAAAUAGUUUUUGAUAGUCGUAACUAUGACAAUGACAGCGAGAUAAAAAUAUUGGUAGAAGAUAAUGACUUUAAUCAAAGUAGAAUAUCAGAUUCACCAAUUGAAUUACCAAAACUUCCUAAAAUUCUUGUUAACAAGAAUUUAAGUAUAAAUUUUGAAAGAUUCAGUUUAUUUAGAAAUGCUCCGGGAUGUAUAGAUAAAGAUGGCUAUUACUAUGAUGAUGAUGGUUCGUUAUUUUGUAAAGUUGAAGGAGGCGGUGACAGCAGCAGUGUUGUUGAUUGUGGCGGUGGCGACAGUGGUUUCAAUGGUGGGCUACUAGUUAACCAAGAAUUAAGUCUUGAAUGUGAUGAUGGUGAUGAGGAUGUUAACGUUUUAAAAGAAUCAGAUAUCGAGAAAUUUUUAGGUCUUAUUAUGGUUGAUGUUGAUGUUGACGAUGACGGCGAGAUAAAAAUAUUGGUAGAAGAUAAUGACUUUAAUCAAAGUAGAAUAUCAGAUUCACCAAUUGAAUUACCAAAACUUCCUAAAAUUCUUGUUAACAAGAAUUUAAGUAUAAAUUUUGAAAGAUUCAGUUUAUUUAGAAAUGCUCCGGGAUGUAUAGAGAAAGAUGGCUAUUACUAUGAUGAUAACAAUCGCAACCUUAACGGUAAUGGUGAUAGUAAUAAUCGUGUGACCAACGUUUAUCUUUAA
Entrophospora sp. SA101 is the source of this 708-nucleotide messenger RNA. Lineage: Eukaryota; Fungi; Glomeromycota; Glomeromycetes; Entrophosporales; Entrophosporaceae. The record is from the annotation of a GenBank genome assembly.